Molecule: messenger RNA, 7334 nt
Organism: Dermacentor silvarum
Lineage: Eukaryota; Metazoa; Arthropoda; Arachnida; Ixodida; Ixodidae
Gene: Pask
Product: PAS domain-containing serine/threonine-protein kinase
Exons: 18
Coding region: 795-4205 (1136 amino acids)
Biological process (GO): intracellular signal transduction; protein phosphorylation; negative regulation of glycogen biosynthetic process
Cellular component (GO): nucleus; cytosol; cytoplasm
Molecular function (GO): protein serine/threonine kinase activity; ATP binding
Source: RefSeq, a predicted model, not a curated record
UAGUUCAACCGGGCGCAGCCCUCAAAACGCAAAGGAAGGAGCGAGCCGACUCGGGCGCAUGCGUGCCGACUUGGUUCCGGGCGCCCGGCGAACAACGCUUCCGCGUGGAUUUUGUUUCCCCUUUUAUAUUUCCUUUUAUCAUCGCGCGUUCCUUGUUUUUCUUCGACGCCUCCCCCCGUCGUAGUACGCCGAGCCGCGAUGCCGACGUCGUCGGUCGCACCCUAGCGGCGGCGUGCGCGCUCGCGCGCGCGCGUAGCAGCGAAGCAGACGACAGCAGCCGCCGCUCGCUUGACCGCGCUUGCUCGGCACGCGCCGGCCCUUCUCUCGUCUAUCGAUUCGCGCUUGUCGACUUGGUGGUGGUGGUGGUGGUAGUCUUGGCGCUGCAACGGUGGAGCGCAUGCAGUAGGGGGGGCAAGCCCUCGUCGUACGCCGCCCUAGCGCCGCUAAUUCGUGCGCGAACCGGCCCCUCGUCAACUGUUCUCUGCCUGCUUGCUUCUUCGCCGCCGCCGUGGUCGUCGCGACCGGACUCUCGGGCGGCCAGCCAGCCCCGUCGUGCUUCGGAAGAGGAGGUCAAGCGUUUUUUUGAAAGCCUCGUCGCGAGCAGACGACGCGCUGCUACGCCGCUCUCCCUCCGUGCGCGGACAGCCACUUGGUGCGGAUGGCGAAAAUGACAGCUGUCACCUCCCAAGUCUCUUGUUCGUAGCCGUGGCUGGCCUGCGCUAGGUAGCAGCCCCCUGACACCACUUGACCGAGUGGUGCGUGCGUGUCGCUCAGACCGGCACUCCGAUGGGGCCAUGGCAGGCGGAGCAGCACAGCAGCAACGCAGGUGUUCGCUGAGCAAGCUGCGGGGCACUGCACUGUGUGCCUUCAGCUUUGGCAGCUGGGGCAGUGGCUGUGGCGCAGGUGGAGUGUCGGGGCCCCCCGAGCUGCAGCCGUCACACGGGGGAAGCACCAACCUGCUUAGUGGCAGCUGGGUCUUCUACAGCGGAGGAGGGGCUCCCUCCUCACCGGUGGCAUCUCUGCUGCAGCCGGGGAAAGCAGUCGUCACCAUCGAUGCCUCCACCACACAGAUCCUGACGGCCAACAAGGCAGCCUGUGCCCUGUUGGGCGUUUUGAGCACCCAGGUGAGCAGCCGGCGCCUCUCUGAAUUCCUAGCCAUGAAGAAGGGCCAGUAUGCCCUCACUGAGGCCGAUGUUGAUGCUACCGGGGAAGUGGUCGUCAUCGCUGGCAAAGUGAUGGACCUCAUAGACAGUGAUGGGAAAGUGGUUCCGGUGUCGGUGUGGGUCCGCAAGUUGGAAUCUGACUCUGAGCCACGUUGCUUAGUUGUCAUGGAACCUGUGCAGCGAACGACUGCUAUGGUCACUUUUGACUCUACCAGGGGCCAGAUAUUAACUGCAGACAAGAGCCUGGCUGCAUUAUGCGGAUAUUCAGAUGGUGCAGAACUUGAAGGAACACUCAUUACGGACAUCAUUCCUUCUCUUGUGCUGCCUACCUGUGAGGAUGGUGUGGUCAAGAUGGUACGCAAGCAGCAAGCAACAGGGCGCACACGAGAUGGCAGCACUUUCCCCCUGAGCAUCCUGCUUGAGCCGGUCUCGUCCGACGAUGGGGGCGACUCGAGCGAGUGCAACAACCAGAGUGGCAGCACCGCAGCCGACAGCAGCUCGGUGGCACCCAUUGCAAGUGUGUACCGUGGAGUGGUCUGGGUGUUUGCCAACAUCAGCGGCAUGAUCACGGUGCUACCGGACGGCUCAAUUCACUCCUGCAACACAAACUUCUCCCUCAUGCUGUUCGGCUACACGCAGAACCAGCUUCAGGGAAAGCACAUCACUGUGGUGAUCCCCACAUUCUAUGAUGACUUUGAGUACCUGGACACAGAUUCUGUACCACUGCCACCAUUGGACGAUGACGAAGAAGACUCGAGGGCUUGCGCUUUUCUUGAUGAGCGGCCGGAUUCAGACAACACAGAGCUGUGCCGACCACUCAACCCACUUGGGAAGCCCUUUUCUCCGAGGGGAGGUGGUCAAAGGCGAGGCCACGGUGGCAGCCGGAGCAGCUCUGUCACAGGAGACGAUCUUCCUUUGCGCUUGCAAGAUCUGAGCAUGACUGGCUCCGUCAUUGGCUCUGGUUCUGGCCGAUCACUGGGUGUCUUCCAGAGGUCAACAUCGGCAGCUGAGCCUCUUGCUCCAGUGCUGGGCCCCUCUGGGGAAGGCCAAGCUUCAAGUGCAUCUGGUGAUGUCAAUGGCAAUAAUGUUGCAUCAUCCUCUAUGGACAGCCCCCGAAGGGUUCCUGGCUCUAGGCUGAAGAGCUCGCUGAGUGCUGACGUCCUGGGCAGCCCGCUACUUCGUGGCGAGGGCGAUGUCUCUGCACUGGGUUCAGCUGCUAAAAACCAUCAGCAGCAGCAGCAACAGCAGCAGCGUUUUGGUGCUACUGCAGAAGAAGAAGGCUCACUUAGUGCAACACGCUCCCUGAGGGAUCUCGCGGAAGUGGAGGAGGAGGCAGAGAAUGACCUGCUACCACUGGGUGAGGUCAAGCUGCCAACAUCAGACAGCUUCCACUCUACAUCAACAAUGACAUCGAGUACAAUGCACAGUUCUGAGGAGAAUACCCAGGAAGCAUCCUUUCGGCGCCAUGACUCUCAUCCGUCCACAGCAUCUGGUGCCGAUGCAGAUGAGGCUGCCAAUGAACGAGCAUUCCAGGCAGAGCUGAAGACAUUUCGCAGCUGUGAUUCACUCCUCAGCAUUGCCGAGGGAUCCUACACGGGCCUUGGCAGGCAUCGGGAUGGCUCGCAUAUUGCCAUUGUGUACCAGAUCCGGAGGGUGGACUUGGAGGAAGGCUCAUCCAUCUACUGCCUCUGGGUGUCACGUGACCUUGAGGUGGAUAGUUGUCCACCACAGUACCCGACUCCGUCCUCUCCGCUGCGCUCCUUGACACUUGGCUCGGUCAGCUCCGACACCGAGGUGUCGCGAGAGGACGCCAGCGAUUGUCACACGGAUAACAAAGGCCCUGCCGUGCAUGACGAGUCUGUUGAAAAUGAGGCUGAGUACACAAGUGGGCUCUACGCUGAGCAUUACACGACCUUGCAGCAGAUUGGCAAAGGUGCUUACGGAUGCGUCAAGAUGGCAUACCGCAACUCGGACCGUCUCCUUGUGAUAACCAAGUUCAUCCGCAAGUGCAAGGUGUAUGAGGAGAGCUGGGUACACGACCAGAUGAUGGGGAGGGUUGUGCCACUAGAAGUGAGCCUACUGACCACGCUUAGCCAUCCCAACAUUGUGCGGGUGUUGGAUGUCUUCGAGAACAGCUCCCACUUCCAGAUGGUCAUGGAACGUCAUGGGGCUGGCAUGGACCUCUUUGAGUUCAUUGACAGGGCGCCGUGCCUUGAUGAGCCCCUUGCCUCAUACAUCUUCAGGCAGGUGGCGAGUGCCCUGUCAUACCUGCAUGGCCUGCACAUUCUUCAUCGCGAUGUCAAGGACGAGAACAUCAUUAUCGAUGAGCACUUCAACGUGAAGCUUAUUGACUUUGGCUCUGCUGCAUUUAUGGCUCCUGACCGCCACUUCACCACCUUCUGCGGCACCGUCGAGUACUGCAGCCCUGAGGUCUUGCAGGGCAACCCAUAUGCUGGGCCUGAACUGGAGAUGUGGGCGCUGGGCGUGACCCUGUACACGCUCAUAUUUGGGGAGAACCCAUUCUUUGAUGUGGAAGAAACAAUUGCGGCGAUGCUCAAGCCACCCUAUGCAACUUCUAGAGAUCUCUGGGAGCUGAUUUCACGGCUCCUUCAUCCUGACCCACGACAGCGCUGCACUCUGUCUGAGGCCGAGCGCCACUCGUGGACCACCCAGCCUGUCUGCCCCGAGAGCUACCGCUUCGAGGACGUUGUCCAUGCCACGCCCGAGGAGAUAAGCCCGUCCAAGUACUUCCAACAGGACAGCUCGAUCUACUUCAGCUGCAGCCUGUAUGACCUCAACAAGAGCGAUGGUCCAUCUUCACGGCACCGGAGCCUCAGCUGCGCCAGCUCAGUGACCGGCCACGCACACUCCCGUUGCUCAUCGACGCACGAACUCGUGACCGCUGCUGCUGCUGCUACUGCCCCACCACCCAGUGUAAUUUCGCUUGCAGGGCCAAGCGACAAGUCUGGCACUGUCAUUGCCUCAGAAGCAGCAGCUUACAGCACUGAAGACAUCUCAAGGGAACUAGAAGCCUGUUCCUAGGUAACGCGCAUUGGAUGCUGAAAAAUGCGUGGCAUACAAGUCAACCUGUUUGCUUUUACUUCGUUUAAAUUUCACUUUUAAUUUACUUGUGAUAAUUGGCAGUAUCGCCCAAUGAGGUCAGUGUGGUCACUGCUGCAAGGGCACCUCUUUAUGGCUUUGGAGAAUUGGAAGCAUGUUCCUGGGCUACCUGUGAGGCAUUCUGAAGAAUGCUCAUCUAAUAAGACUUGGCCUGUUUGCAUUCUUCUCGUUGAUUUUAUUUUUUCAUAUGACAUGCACCAGGCCAUCCUUUGAGCAUAUAUUUUAAUUUCAUCUAUUGAUGCUGACACAGCUGCAUAGCUGAUUUAGUUUGUCCAUUUCAUUUUAUUAGUUGCACAUUAAGUCAUCACAGCUGCAGGGGCAGUCGUUGCACGGCUUUGAAAAUCCUUUCUUCCUUGCGAUUACUGUGUACUGCCAUGACCUUUGAAACAAUCUCAAGGAAACUGGAUGGCUGCUCCAACCAGUGUUGACAGUAAAAUAUUCGUGUGACAUGCUGAUGUGAAUUGGCGUGCUUUUAUUGGUUUGCAUUUUUUAACUCUUGCAGCAUGAUCACAUCCUUUCUUUUUUUUUUUAUGAGGGCAGUUAAAUAUAAGACAGCAAUGUUUGAUUAGAAUGCGCAGCACUCUUCAAUGCAGCAAUGUACUUUGCUCACAGAAUGAAAUGCGAAAGGGAAAGUUUAAGUAAACAUUUCAUAUGUGCAAUUACUCCACAGUACCAUGUCAUGUCACUAAGAACCUGGUCACUAAAGAUGAUGCAUAUUCUGAUCAAAGUGUAUGAGACAACAUUAUGCUGAUGUCACAAGAACUGCAGAUGGCAGAAACGAAAGUAUGUAUGCACAUUAGUGAGGCCUAAAUUGAUGUGGUUCAUUCCAUGAGCACUGUACAUAGAAUCAAAAUAAUUAGGCCAAACCGGGUUUCUAAAUUCGUUCUGUUCCUACUGAACACUAUUCAGAUUGAGUUGUGUUAAAUGUUCCUUUGCUCUGAACAAAUGUCUGGUCAUGCAGUAGCAGUGAAAUUGUUUAGCAAGGUCUUCCUGCAGAGCUUUUGUAACUCUGACAAGACAGGGAAGUUUUUGCAAGUGUUAUCAAGUAUUGGAACCUAUUGUCAAGGAGAUGUGAAUUUUGAGGGUGUAGAUCUUGUUCUUGAUAGAAACGAAUUGGCAGCAUGCCAGCCAAGCAGCUGUAAUCAGUUUACUGCGCAUUUUUACCAACACAAUUUUGGCACACGAGUUUGUACACAUUUCUAACUUUGUGCCCUGCUCUUGAGCACACAUAAAAAGGUACAACCAGGUCUCUGGUGCUUUUGUUCAAAUUCUAAUUGCAAGAAAUGUCAUUCAUAGUUAUUACAGGAUAUUUCCUGGUGUCAUCACUGCUGCGCUUUGUAAAUUGAAUGCACAUUGUCCCAAGUUGUACUACACAUAGGGCACAAGAGUGAUGAUGUCACAGAUUUUAAUAUAAAUUUCAUAGCAGCAUUAUUUGAUUGCUAACUGGCCUACUGCUGAUCUGCUGCCAUUUGUUUGCUGUUCUAAUUGCGUGCAAUUUGAAAAACUGGAAACCAAGCCACACAUUCCUCAACAUGUCUCUCAAAGUGGGCUUUUUUUUCUGCCGAGUAAUAACAAGGAAGAGCUAAAAUGUGGACCAAUCCAGACAGUUUAUCACCGUAAUGGAUGCAGCAGUUUUGAAAGCCCAGAAAGUUGACUUAGUUGUGUCUUGAAUGUUCUUUAUGUAAGUGACCAUAGGUGUUAGCCACAGUGGUGACACGCGUCCAUUCCAGAUUGAAGUAACAGCCUCCAACAAGUCUUGGUAUUGUUGUCAGUCGAGGUGAACUUUGAAAUGACAUGCUCCUAACUAUUUUUUAAAAGGUUCACAAAGAGAGAGAGAGUGGCAAAAUAUUUGUCAUGACAACAUAUAUAACCUAGCUAGUCGUUGACGGGGUGCAAGAAGUUUUAUCUUGUGAUAAGCAUGGGCAAGUUAAAUGGAAGUGUGUACAUAUCAGACAGCAGCUUAUUUGACUGCAAUGAUUAUUUUUGCUAGAUGCGUAGCCGAAAACUAGCAUUCCGUGUCAUUCCAUUUUUGCUUCAUGACCACUUCAUGUGCAGCAUUCAGUUAACACUCCCGCAUUGGACUACAUCAUAAGGUGCAACUGUCUGCGUCUCAAGUACUCGUCCAUGUUUUUUUUAUUAUGUGUGCCGAAGUUUGUUUGUAAAUCUAUUAUUAAUAUACAUUCCCACAUUUUGAUUUUGUGCGUGAUAACAGUCACUUUGUAGUCACUUUGCAAAUCUGUUUUAAAACCAAAUUUUAGCAUAACACGAGGGCAUGUGAACAUAUCUUAGUUUUGGAAAACAAACUGUUUGCACCUUUUUGAUGUUGAACAUGUUAGCUGGUUAGGCAAGUCUUUAUUAUCUAGGUGCAGUUAGUCGCAUAAGCAAAUAAGAAGAGCUUGCCUUUGCCUCCUCUUUUUAGCAGUGCUAGGUUGCUUGAAGUGCGCAUCUGCAGGCUUGGAAAGCUGAACUCCAUUGACAAUGCAACCUGAUUCAUGCGUAAUGUUUUUAGUGACAAAUUGAUGUAACAUUGAUAAUUGAUCUUUGGUAAUGGUCAACUUUUUAAAGGCAGCCAGUUUUGUCGGCUUCUGCAGCGAAUCGGGGGAUGCGACAGUUAAAUGCAAUUUCAGUAUAAAUUUUGAAGAUUUUUGUUGCAAAUGUUUUCUGUUGAAGCCUGAUUUUGGUGAAACGUUCCAUGCUUAUUCAGUGGCUGCAUGUCUAAUCUGCCCCACCCCCAUAUUUUCUGUUUUCUGGUUGCUACGCUGUUUGAGACACACAUUGAGGCUGCUGUGAAUACUGAAGUACAAGAUUGUAAAUGCAGUGGGCAAUGGCAUUUGGAAGCAUCGCUUGCAUUGAUGCUUGCAACUAGAGUUCUGUGUUUUUUGCCCACUUGUUAUGGUCCACAUGAGAAAAGUGGAGGAGAUUGUUUUACUGUAAGGAUUACCUGCCAUUGAGGCAAUGAGUUUGGGAGAGUCCCGUUGGAGACUUGUGUACAUAUGUACGUACUGUGUGUAUUUAUUACUACAAAUAAACACUAUAUUGUCAGAACCAAGA